AUGAAAGACUUUGAUCUUUUGACACACGUUAUCAAAAAGAUCAUACUUUCGCGUACAGAGAAAAACCAUGAUAUAACAAAGGAUAUUUCUGCUGAUCAAGUGCAAGAUAUCCUCGAUAGAGUUUAUUCUUUGCUAGGUGAGGAGCCUGUCCUAUUGGAAGUUCCAGCUGGCCUACAUGUAGUAGGAGAUAUACAUGGAAACAUUGACGAUUUGCUUCGAGUUUUUGAAUUACAUGGAUACCCGCCAAAAGAAAAGUAUAUUUUCUUAGGCGAUUACGUAGAUCGCGGCAAAAACAGCUUUGAAGUUAUUACACUUUUGUUUGCAUUAAAGAUUAAGUUCCCUCAACAUAUAUACUUACUCAGAGGUAAUCACGAAAUUGAACAUGUAUCAAAAUGCUAUGGCUUUUACGAUGAACUCAUGUACAAAUAUACAGUUGGAUUGUUUUAUAACUUCCAUUUAGUAUUUCAGCAACUGCCAAUUUUGGGAAUUGUUGGAAAAAGGAUUUUAUGCCUACACGGCGGACUUGGCCCUACAAUGAAAGAUAUUUCCGAGUUCAAAAAGAAGUUAAAACCCGAUCAAAUUCAAGACCCAUCAGUUUUUGCCGAUAUAGUUUGGAGCGAUCCGAAAGAUAUGGAUAGCGAAUUUGAAAGGAAUCCUAGAGGUUGUGGCUGGAUGUUUAAUGCAAAAGCCGCCAAAAAGUUCCUCGAUAAGAAUAAUCUUGACCUAGUCAUCAGAUCACACGAGUUCUGUGAUGGAUAUAGGUUCCCAUUCAAAACAGAUGAAUGCAUUACCGUUUUCAGCAAUACAGACUAUUGCAAUAAGAAAAACGGUGGUGCAAUUAUUAAUAUUUCCACAACAUUAAAUGUCACUGUUACUCGUCUUCCAUUGAUGACUGCAGAACAGAAGUCAAAAUGGAGACCAGUAUUACCACCUUGGAUUGUUGACAAGUUCACUUCAAAGUUUAUUGAUAUUGAAGAACCAAACUCUGAAAUUGAUCUUGUUCAUCCUCACCCAAGUGGAAGUGAUAACAAAGCCAUUGACAAGAUUUCAUCGAAUGAUGCUUUACUUUUAUGCGACUAA
Molecule: messenger RNA, 1080 nt
Organism: Trichomonas vaginalis G3
Lineage: Eukaryota; Parabasalia; Trichomonadida; Trichomonadidae
Product: phosphoprotein phosphatase protein
Exons: 1
Coding region: 1-1080 (359 amino acids)
Cellular component (GO): nucleus; cytoplasm
Molecular function (GO): protein serine/threonine phosphatase activity
Source: RefSeq, a predicted model, not a curated record